Molecule: messenger RNA, 2438 nt
Organism: Daldinia decipiens
Lineage: Eukaryota; Fungi; Ascomycota; Sordariomycetes; Xylariales; Hypoxylaceae
Exons: 1
Coding region: 447-683 (78 amino acids)
Source: RefSeq, a predicted model, not a curated record
CAUCUGCCAACGGUUUCAAAGAUUGAAGGGGGAACUACCAGAUAGGUGUCCAUGACGCAAGCUCAAAACUUCAUUAUUCUUUUGAGAGAAAUAUACAGGCGGCUUCAGAUUGACCUAACUUUAGUUUAACCUAGGUACUAACUAGGUAGUUCCAUAAAGUCUAUGGCGCCGCUGGCCAGCCUAGCUUCUAUCCAAGGAAUUUAGUCGUCUCGGAUUGCCCCAGGAACUCGGACAGGACUUAUGACAUGGUUUUUUUUUUCAUCGUCCACCUUAUUAAUCCUUGGCCUUGAAGACUACCUACCUAACAACCACUAACAGCCACCAGCAACAACAUGAGUGGUGGACCGGGUCGCGGACCCGGAUCGUACGCACUUACAUAUGGGCAAAUCUCAUUAGUCUACGAAGAGCUUACAAGACCUUUAAAGAUAACAAUAUAAUAGAGAGGUAUGCAUCCACUCAUGAGCUUACUUAGGUCGAUCGUGAGUGCGGCCAGCAUUCAUCCAGAGGGCAGUGUCCCCUCUACUGGUUACAGCCAUGUACCCGUGCGGCUGCCAACUCGCACAGAUACCUCGAAUACAUACUACUCUCAAAUGAAAAGGAUUUUGAAUUCCUCAUGUGUAGUAUAUGUAUCUAGCAAGGGUUUUGCGUCGAUUUGUCUCCCCCCACGUCUUCGGCGAAUCUAGCUUCUGCUACUAGAAUUGCCUAGGGUUCUAGAAUGCUCAGAAUGCGCUAUCUAGUCAGGGGGGUUUCCAUCGAGCUUCUCAUCUCUAACCCGACGGGGACAGAUCCUUAUCCGCAUUCACUAUCUGAAUUUGACGGAGUACUUACCCUAGCGGAGAGUAACGAUGCAACGGCGAAAAUAGGACAUAUAGCCAAACCCCUUCCCAGGGAGCAUCACCGAUCAUAACCAUCCCUUGUCACUUGACUUAGAUGUCGUCACUGACUCGCAAGAUCCACGGUUGCUUUGUGCCCAGCUAUUACUCGGCACUUAAUCAUCAUCCGACUCGUUUUCAUGGUACAAAUUCUCCAUUUCGACACUAUUAAGAGCGCAAUAUUCCUACCAAAAGCGCAGCGUUCCUUGAGGAAGUCUAGUCAGACUCUGGUGGAUCAACAUGGGCUCUGCAAGCAUUGCACUUGAUAUGCCGUCUACUUCCAGCACUCUUCGCACACCGCUAUCUUAGAUUUUAUAACCUACCGAUCUUUGGAGCGGUGGACGGUGCUACUGUGGUCGCUGGUCCACUGGACGGCUACGCCAUGCUUUGUGAGGAAGACCGAAGAGUGUCAAAUUCGAUGCGCUAGGCUUUAGCCAUACGGAAACUCCCCGUUAGAAGUGCUGUGAGAUCAAAGCAGCUUACCGACCUAGGCAGGAAUGUUAGGCAUGUUGUUAGGUAUGUUUAAUGUUUAGUUGGCCCCCUCCCUAGACCAACUGCCAUUUUCUGUUUGCGCGCAGUUAAGUAUUUCCUGUUCACAUUGCGCCAUCGAAACCUUUCAUUUCCUUUUGUAGAUUUUUUUCCUCAUCUCCGGCUUUAAAGAUCUACUCUCCUGCGGGGAUUGUUGGAGGUCGUGUGACCUGCUUACCUACAGCGCUUUUCUUAUACCCAGAGACCAACUAUUGGCCAGGAUGCAAAGCGCAAGCAUCACCACAGCAAUCCCCCCCCCCGUGACCUCCUCACGGAUAGGAAGGCUAGCGACUAUAGAAUUCAUAUGUCUUAGUGUCAUGAGGAACCUGACGCAAUUUGAUGCCUGGGGUCAAAUUAAGAAUCCCUCAUAGAAGGGUCGCAUCCGGCUGAAAGUUGAUAAGUCUCUAUUCCCCGCCCUUUCCUGCGACAAGUGCUUCGCCGAUCUACAUACAGCACGUUCCAGGGCUCGCUUGACGAGAAAGGGCCUAAAAGAUAACAACUACAUACCAUAUAGAGCAACUCCACAUUUUCAAUAAAAGCCAUGUGCACUACGCGCGCAAGUGCUCACACCGGGCUGCCUUACUUUUUUGCCUUCUUCAAAAGAGCCGAGGCCUCGUGAAAACCCAAGGAUUCUUUCGCACCUCCAAGGCUUCAAGGCUUCAAGACCCCGAAUAGAGAGAAGUCUUUCGGGUUUGAAGCGUGCUGAACGACCAAAGAGACCAGACGCUGUAUGGAUUAUUUCUCUGACGCCAGUUAGCCACAUGGCGGCGUCUAUUACGAGAAAUAUUGAAACGUUCCCCAGCGCUUAUCUCUUAGGUAUAUUCAACUUGUAUAUUUCAAGUUCACGUGGGUAUCUUCUAUCUGUCAUUUUCUUGGUUUUCUAGUUCUCUAGCUCUCUAGGCUCUAGACCGAGUAUCGUUCUGGAGGCUUCCUAUUUAGGAAGUCGUCAUUCUCGUUAUCCCGAUUGGCUCAAUGGCCUAACCGAGUCGGAGCCCGGCUACGAGGCUCUCGGGGGUAACAUAAUGUCAUUCGUUUAUG